This is a messenger RNA of Acanthochromis polyacanthus (spiny chromis), 6708 nucleotides long. RefSeq names its product protein Wnt-8a-like. Gene Ontology annotation, biological process: multicellular organism development; neuron differentiation; canonical Wnt signaling pathway. Gene Ontology annotation, molecular function: cytokine activity; frizzled binding. The coding region runs from base 4896 to 5975 and encodes 359 amino acids. NCBI's taxonomy places the organism in Eukaryota, Metazoa, Chordata, Actinopteri, Pomacentridae. The transcript is spliced from 6 exons. Gene Ontology annotation, cellular component: extracellular region. The record is from RefSeq and is a predicted model, not a curated record.
ACUCUAAGCUUAGUGACAUUUGCAUAUUAGCUUAAAGGUUCAAUAGAUUCUAGAUAUAAACCAAAGUCAAUGCAAGAAAAAAAAUGUCCAUAUUCUACUGUUUAUAUAAAAUAUGCAAUCCAAGUGGCUAUAAAACAUUAACACCCUAAUAAAAUAACCAUAGAUUUGUUAGAUAAAUCCAAAUUGUUAUUCAUUCAUUGUUGCAGAUCUUCCCAUUCUCCAACAGCUCAACAAGACUAUAAAGCCAGGUGAGAUGAUAGUACCUUGCUUGCGUUUUAGGCUUUUUGGGUGACGCUAGUAACACAAUGCAAUAAUUAGUCAUAAACAACGACAGCAAAUUAUUUAGCAAUGAAAUGUUUUUAAGCAAAAAGUGUCAAAAGUGCAGUGGCUAGAGUAAAUAGACGGACUUUACAUUUUGAACUAUUGGUUGGACAAAGAUGAAGAUGUGAUAUUAGGCUCUGUAGGAAUGUGUUUGUCAUUUCUCACUAAUUUCUUUAUGCAUUUCAUCAGCCUUAGGAAUUAAUCACCGAAAUUAAUAAUGUUGAAUAGAACUGGCAGAUUUAGGUGAGCUGUGUCUGAAGUCUCUCAUUGGAUGAAGUAUGAAGAGAGCUCAUGGUUUCUGUUUUGUAACACUGGCUGUUAGUUACUCUAGCAGGCACUAGCUGAGUCUGUUAAAAGGAUGAGGGGAAAAUGUGGUCGCUAUAAGACAAGGGGGAUGAGAAUUGGGGAUUUUUACAAUAACGACAACGGAAAAAAACAUUAAAUAUUUUUAAAAUAUCACUGAACAUUUAAAAAGAAACUAUUUCUAUAAUUAAACUAGCAGUAAACUGAAGAAAAAAUGCUCCAAAAAUAUUACAACAGUGUGAAUUACGCCAAUAAUGAUAAUUUCAUAUAUUCUGGCCUUCUUUUGGACUGAUGGUAAGAAAACAUCCAAAAUAGACAUCAUAUUCUAUUGAGCAUUAAUGUAAAAUAUGGCGCAGGUCUACUAAAUGCAAUUACACCCUGUUUGCUUAUUUAAAUUUUCUUUUUUUGUUCUCGAAAAAAUCUAAGAUUAAAAAUUUACUUUCAUAAAGCAACAGCCAGGGUAUCUACUGGUUGAAGUUUUUACCCAUUAAGAGUGGUGUCCAAUGAAUGUUUAUGGUAUUUUAUAUCUUUAAAAGCAGUUUUCUCUUUUUCCACAUGCUCUGGGCCAGAAAUUUCCAUUUUAGUAGCACAACAAACUUCCGAACGUUGUUGCUAUCUAUGCUCUGAGCCGUUUUACAGAGGGUUUUGUUCAUAUACUGUAUCAUUUACCUGAUGUAUAAAUUAUGCUACAUCUAAAAAAAUACAUCUAAUAUAUCUAAAAAAUAUAUAGUUUUUUUCCUUAUUGUUGACAGUAAUUUCUGAUUUAUGAGGUGGCAAAGAAAUAUUCAAUAUGGUCUCUGUAAAAACCAAAUGUCAACAAAAUGAAAUGGAUUAUUUCUAACAAAUUAGUUUUGAAUGUAACAAAAACAAAAACAAUUGUGUUCGGUUCAAAAUUACAAAUGAAACUGAGCCCGAUCUUAGACCUAAAAGUAGAUAAUGCUCCAGUGGAGCAGGUUGAAGAGGCAAAACUCUUUGGACAACACUUUCUCCUGGAACAAACAUAUAGAUAACAUAAUCACUAAAAUGGGAAAAGGCCUCUCAAUGAUAAGAAGAUGUUCGGGACAACUGGAUAUGACAAAAAACAACAAAAUCUUAAAAAGGAAAGCUACAAAAAGAAUGACACAAGCUUUGGUGCUAUCUUAUUUAGACUAUUGUCCUGUUGUGUGGUCAAAUGCUGCAUCCGGGGUGUUAAUAAAGUUACAAACUUUACAAAAUUGAGCUGCUCGAAUAGUGUUACGCUGCGAUUAUAGAACCAGCACUGAACUAAUGCUGAGUAAGCCAAGUGGUUUUCUGUGCAGGAUAGAUUUCUAUAUAUGUUAUUGUCUUUCCUUAAAAAAUUAUGUCAUCAAAACAACCUGUAAUUGUUUAUGAAAAUCUCACGUUUAGCCAUGAUAAGCAUGAUUAUUCUAAAGCGGGGAAAUUUACUUUACCUGCAGUAAAAUCAAACAGCAUUAAGAAAACGUUCAUAUACAGAGCAACGCAUGCAUGGAAUAAGCUCCCAGAAACAAUAACAAGGGUAGAACAAACACACAAAUUCAAAUCUGCAAUCAAGCUAUUUUUGAUGCAUUGAAAUUAAACAAACACAAGUGGAAGGUGUUGUGUGUGUGUGUGUGUGUGUGUGUGUGUGUGUGUGUGUGUGUGUGUGUGUGUGUGUGUGUGUGUAUUUGAGGAUAUGGAUGUGUAUAUGUGCACAAGUAUAUAUGUGUAUAUAUUUGUAUAUAAAAGUAUGUGUAUAUGUAUGUAUGUAUUUAUUGGGUUUUGGCAAUGGUUAUAAUUUUUUUUUUUAAAUGUUGCAUUCCAACUUUGUAAUUCAAAGUGACGUUAGCAUCCGCUGAACUGUUUUUAUUGGACCCCAGGAAGAAUAGCGACAGCUCUGCUGCGCUAAUGUGGAUCCCUUUCAAUAAAUAAAUAAAUAAAUAAAAUGUCUACAUAGGGGACAGAGGGACAUUUCCAGCAACCAUCCCUCCUGUGUUCUACUGAUACAUCGUGUUAGCUAAUUGAUGGGUUGAAAGGCUAAUUGAUGAUUAGAAAACCCUUGUGCAAUUAUGUUAGCACAUGAAUGAAUAGAAGUGUGAGUUUUCAUGGAACUUCAUUCUACCUAACUUACAUAUUUACACAAAUCACUUGACAAGGAAAAUUGAUACAAAAUGUAUGCAACUCUGCAUUAGGCCACAGAUGAGCUAUAACUUCUUUAUGCAGCCUGUUAUGUUUGACAAACGUACCGAAUUCUACGGCUACUGUCCCCUACAUUAAACAAGCCUAGCUACAUACUUUACACCAAAAGACUGAUUUAUGGCCCAGAAUCUCCUGACUGGUGUGGCUGACCGGCGUCACCAUUCCUGCCACUUAGCCUCGGUCUGUAAAACCUGUCACCUCCUGCGUCUUUAUUGCUCCAUUUCUCUCACCUUGCGCUGCGAGUCAUCCAUCACUGCUCACUAGACAGCCUAAUGUGUGUCGAAUGUCUCGUAGAACAAUGCCAUUAAGGUGCGUUUUGUUCCAUUAAGAAUCGUGUAACUCAAAGGUCCUGAAUCUGACAUCUUGACAUUUCCUGUGCGUCAUUUUAUCAUCCAAAAGUGCACAAAGAGGGAAAAAAAGACUACAACCACAGUGUAGAUAUGAUUAAUUCCAAUAACAUAAAUAUUGAUCUAAUUAUAGUUUUGACGGAUGAGCCAUUUUUUUAAUCAAAUCGUCAAUUAAUUAUUUAAAAAUGCCCCCACGUGAUUAUUUCCUUGACAGUUUCGAUGUUUAUGACACACCCAGCACCCACUCAGAUUAGUUAGAUAAGACUAUUAUUUGCUGUUAUUAACCCAUUAAAAUCGUGAAAGGAGCAAUCAGUUAGGCAGAAAUUUUGAGAAAUCCCAGGUUGAUUAGACUCGUUCUGCAUUGUGUAGCGGGGCUCCAGGUACUGCAGAGUGAAUGUGGGUGAUACCUAAUUAGUGGGGAUUAUCCUCACCUGCACCUCCCCAGCUCUGUGCGCAGGACCUCCCCCAGCCGUCCGUGUAUUGUCGUGCGCGCUGAGUGAAUUGUUGUUUUGCGGGAUUUUGAGUGGCUUAAAGAGGAUUUGACAAAUGUAAACGAUACGUUUGUUUUUGCUGAAAAUAACACGCACUCUUAAUCACUAAACGCAUGUAAUGACAGAAACUGUCAUGAUGACUGCUUCUAUAGAAAGAUCAUCAGCAGGAUUAAACGUGAUAAGACUAAAGAUAAUCCAGUUUUACUGCAAAAAUGAUCAGUAUCAACUUUAUGUAUUUUAAUAAAGGUUAUGUCUGAACAAAAUACACCAUAUAACAAAAUGACUAAACACACUACACUGAAAUUUAACAGCUGACACAUUAAAGCUCCAAUGUGUUUAUACUCUUGUAAAUUCCAGACUGUUUUCACACCAGGUUGUUUCCCAGGGAAACAUCUAUUAUUCUAUUAUCAUGGCGAUGCCAAUUUCGCCGAUGUGUGAGGCAGUAUUUACAUGACUAUAUACCUUCACUCCUGAAAGACUUUAAAGCUUUGUUGUCACUGUGUGUCCCUCUGGGACACUGGUGCCAUUUCCCAAACAUUUCAACAACACAAGAAGCCUCGCUAUGGCAUUCAUUACUGUAUUUCCGUAAUGUAUGACUGCCUUUAUUAAUUAUGAACCCUAUUCAAUGACUUCUGGUAAGGCCAAUUUGUGUUGUGUUGUAAAUGGUGCCUUAUUGGGUUCUGUGCAGCAGCCCGUCCCUCUUGAAAUGCCCUCACAAUAAAUCACUGCAGCACGUUCAGUUUAAAAUAAUAGCAGCUAUGCGUAAAGUCGCAGCUCUGCAGUGACCUCAGUGCGCAAAGAUGCUUGACCAUUUGUCCAGCAGCAUCAUUUUCAUCUUCUCAACUUUACCUGUAGUUUAAUAAACCUAAAAUUCAGUGGUUCUUAUAUGUAUGUAAUAUUUCUUUAUCUGUAACGUUCAUAUAUAACACAUAUGUAUGCUUCAAUUCGUGGGAAAAGCAUAGGAAUAAAGCCUGGGAACGACAGGUGAACGAAUGAAUGAGGGGCUGUUAAACUGUCUGCAUCACUUCUUUGAAGUGCACCGCCGGCUCCUAUUUGUCGAUAGGACGUGGCCAUCAGUGUCGUCGUCGACGAAAUUUCACAGUGAAACGUUACCUGCAGGACCAAUCUGUCAAUCAACGGGGCAAGACAUAAAUAUCAUCAGUCCGCAGUGGUACAACAACUUCAUUUCCCUGCUUCUCUCUGAGCGCUCACAUCUGGAAUAAGACAAACAGGCCUCUGACUGGGUUAUACAGCUGCUAUGGGACCACUGGAUCUCCACACAGCCAUGGUUCUCCUCAUGAGCUGUCAUUUUCAGCUGACAUCUGCGUGGACAGUGAGCAACUUUCUCAUGACUGGACCAAAGGCUUUUCUGACUUAUGCGAGUAGUGUGCAAGUGGGCGCCCAGCGUGGAAUACAAGAGUGCAAACACCAGUUUGCUUGGGAGAAGUGGAACUGUCCAGAGAGCACGCUUCAGCUAUCCACACACAACGGCCUCCGAAGUGCCACAAAGGAGACGUCUUUUGUCCACGCCAUCAGCGCUGCUGGAGUGAUGUACACGCUCACCAAGAACUGCAGUAUGGGCGACUUUGACAACUGCGGCUGCGAUGAUUCCAGAAUUGGACAGACAGGGGGUAAAGGAUGGAUUUGGGGAGGCUGCAGUGAUAAUGUGGCUUUUGGAGAGAAGAUCUCCAAACAGUUUGUGGAUGCGCUGGAAGAUGGACAUGACUCCCGCGCAGCAGUCAAUCUGCACAACAACGAGGCCGGCAGGCUGGCCAUCAAAGCUACCAUGAGGAGAGUCUGCAAGUGUCACGGAGUGUCUGGAAGCUGCAGCAUCCAAACCUGCUGGAUGCAGCUGGCUGGCUUCAGAGAUGUUGGAAGCUACCUGAAGAUGAAGUACGCACAUGCGAAGAAGCUGGAGAUGGACAAGAAGCCGGCGAGGGCAGGGAACACCGCGGACAACCGAGGAGCCAUCGCCCACACUUUCCGGAGCAUCGCCAGGACGGAGCUCAUUUACCUGGAGGAUUCACCGGAUCACUGUGUCAAGAACCAGAGCCUGGGACUGCAGGGCACAGAGGGACGAGAGUGCCUGAAGGGCAACAAGAGCAGGUCCCAGUGGGAGAGGAAGAGCUGCCGCAGGCUGUGCUACGAAUGCGGCCUCAGAGUGGUCCAGAAGCGCGUCGAGGUUGUCAGCAGCUGCAACUGUAAAUUCCACUGGUGCUGCACAGUCAAGUGUGAACAAUGCACGCAAGUCGUUACUAAAUAUUACUGUGCAAGGAAAGAAGGUGAGAGAAAGCAGCAAAACAAAGCAAGGCGCAGGCACCGUGCGCGCCAACAGUGACUUCCACUUGUUGCAUAGACCAUGAACUUUGCAUUCUCAUUAGUGUUCCUAAAGUUGAGCAUUAUGGACUUCAGUUGGAAUUAUUCUGCAUUAUAAGAAUGUCUGCCGCAAUUCUUCACUAUCACACGACCUUAAGCAUCUGAUGCACUUUAUCUAACUGAUAAGACUGUACAUAAAUAGCUUUUAGGGACCAGACUCUCCAAGCACUCCUUCAUGUUGGAGCUUUGGAGGGACACUUGGUGGAUUUUAGGGGUUUGUGAAAGUUGCCUAAUUACCUCCGCCAAGGAGGUUAUGUGACCCCCGGCGUUUGUGUGUCUGUCUGUCUGUUAGCAAGAUAACUCAAAAACGCCUGGGCAGAUUCACAUGAAAUUGUGAGGGGAUGUAGACUAUGGUAAGAGGAAGAGCUGAUUUAAUUCUGGUGGCAAUCCGAACAGGAUCCUGGAUUCUGGAUCACUUUGAAUUUUUUAGUAUGUUUUAAUAUGUGGUCCAAAAUAUGACAAAGACAUCAUAGGUUAGUAUGUCAUCCAACAAAUUGGAGCAAAGUGUCCAGAUAGCUCAAAUGGUAAAGAAGGUGUGUCAGAGACGCAGGUUCGAUUCCAGCUUAUGAUUUCUUACUGCAUGGGUUUCCUGUUUUCCUCUCUAUCCUUGGCGGAAGUCUGCACUCUCUGAGUGCUUUUCUAGUAUUUUAAUUUUAACUGAAAAUGUCACAAUAAUAAAUAUUUUUCUAAAUAUA